Molecule: messenger RNA, 2815 nt
Organism: Ixodes scapularis (black-legged tick)
Lineage: Eukaryota; Metazoa; Arthropoda; Arachnida; Ixodida; Ixodidae
Product: kelch-like protein 20
Exons: 12
Coding region: 177-2507 (776 amino acids)
Molecular function (GO): protein binding
Source: RefSeq, a predicted model, not a curated record
CGAACCCUGUUCCUCCUCCUGGCAGCAGCGUGCAAAGCCAACUCUGCCACGCACGCCGCAAUAUUUCAUCACUACACACGACUCAAAUAGCGGUCUGUGUCCUGACACCGAUCGUCGGCCUCUUUCACGUUGCGUGACAGUGCCGCCUUAACGAGGAAACACACCAGGACACCAAGAUGGCGUCCGGCGGCCCCUCCAUCCCGUCCGAGGAGCCCGACGUGGUGGUGUGCAUUCGCGGCAGCGAGUUCCUGGCGCACAAGGAGAUUCUGAUGGCGGCCAGUCCGUACCUCAGGGACGUGCUCCAGGAGAUCGGCACCGAGCAAAAGAUCAAGGUGGAGCUGGAGGGGGUGUCGCCGUCGGCCUUCGAGGCCCUCCGCUCCUACAUGUACCUGGGAAGCAUCCGGAUCACCUGCCAGAACGUCACCGAGGUGUACCGCUGCGCCUACAAACUGCGCAUCCGCCCCCUCAUCUCUAAGUGUCUCCAGUAUCUGGCCGAGUCCGGCGAGGUGGGCCGUCACGUGGUGCUGUACGUGAACGCCAUGAAGGUGGGCAUGCGCGACGAGGAAAAAGUGGCCUUCCAGUUCCUCGUGGAGCACUUCGACAGCGUCAUCCGCUCCAGGGAGUUCCUGGACCUGAACCUGAACGAGCUCCAGGCGCUGCUUAGGUCUGACGUCCUUGGCACGAGUUCGGAGCUGAACGUGUACGUUGCGGCACUGGCGUGGCUGGACCACGACUACGAGCGACGGCGCUCGAUCGAGGAGCAGGUGCUGGAUUGCGUGCGCUUCCCGCUGAUCGACGAUCAGACGCUGAUGCGCUGCUUCAAGCCGCCGCUGUGCCCGGACGCCGCCGUCAACGCCGCCGUCAAGCUCAAGAUGGUCAAGGCCGUCUUCACCCACCUGGCCUUGCUCCGGGACCGAGAAGAUUUAGCCGUGGAGUACCGCGCCCGUCCCAGAAUCUAUUUGGUCGAGUUCCCCACCGUCAGCUGGGACAAGAACGGCGUGCUUCGUAACUACGAGAAGUGUUCGUACACGCGGGAGAACCAGGCCAUCCGCCACGAGGCCGCCACCUGCAUCCAGGACGCCUUUCGAAGACACCGCGGUUGGCCGCUCAAGUCCACAUUGCCCAAGCUGGACUCCGGAACGGAUGUGGGGGACGCAGGUGCUUCCUACGUGGAGUUCGUGCCCACCUGGGUGGACUCCAGCGAGUCGCUGUCAGCCAAGAUUCGCAAGGACCGUUCACAGGAGAUGGAGAUAAACACGUCCGUCUACGAGGCCAUCCCGGAGAGUGUGGUGCUGGCCCAGUGCUACAUUCGCAGAUACCUGGCCCGCAAACACUUCCGCGCGCUCCACGCACGAGUCAAACCUGUGGUCGAGCUCGAAAACGUGAUGGAAGAAGACGACCCCUACCAACACUUCUUGGUCCGACACCCUGGAUCGCGCUCUCUGCCACCCAUCACCUGGGACAACUUCCCAGCUCGCGUCCUGACCAAGCACUUGGGACCCCUGCAAGAGUUGAACUCUUCCGUGGUCCUACUGCUGGGCGGAGUGGAGCCGACCAAGAACCACGAGCUGGGAACCAGCUGCACCAUAUUGCGCUACAAUCCGCGCACGCGCGCUCUGUCACGUUGUGGCCGCCUGCCUCAGCCCCGACACAACCACACUGUGGCCUUCCUGGACGGGUUCCUUUACGUCAUCGGCGGUUUCGACACCCGGAACACUCACGGCGCCGUCAAGUUCGCCACCAAGACGUGCUUCCGCAUGUCCGUCGAGACGCGUCGCUGGGAGAGGCUUGCCGAUAUGAGGCACGCGCGAUGUAAUCAUGCCACCGUGGCCUGCAACCGGAAAGUGUACGCCAUCGCCGGACAGGAUGAGUUUGACAGGUUCCUAAAGUCCGUGGAGGUGUACGACCCAAGCGAGGACACCUGGACGCAGAGUCCCGUGCCGCUCUGCUGCAAGAUGUCCGCCUGCGGGGCCACCUUGCACAACGGCACCGUUCACAUCGCGGGCGGCGUGGUGCAGUCAAAAAGACGAACCGACAAGGUGUUUCUGGUGUCCUCGGUGGAGAGGUGGGACUCUACCUUCCAGCGCUGGCUCAAGGAGGCGACCGUCUUGCCAACCGGCAGGGGAUCUAUGUCCCUCGUCUCAUUUCAGGACCAGCUGCUGUCGGUGGGCGGUCUGACCCGGGACGACGACGUCCAGCUGAGCGUGUGCGCCGACGUGCUGUCGUACAACCGCAAUCGCAACGUCUGGGACGCCCUGGCCCCGCUACCGGAGCCUCGGCACGGCGCGGGCGUCGUGAACGCCGACGACAGCCUGCUGCUCUUUGGCGGUCUCAAGAACGUCAGCCAGACCGAGGCGAGCGCCCAGGUGCUGGCCUACAACCACCGACAGGAUCUGUGGGAGCAGGUGGCCUCUCUGCCCUGCGGCCUUGCGGGCUUUGCUGUCGUUGUACUGCCGCCUAGUGGACGUAACUCGGCUUCGUCUAAGGACUGGUCCGUCUUCAGCUAACGAUGAGGAUCCUGCCCCUUCGACAGCCCAUCGACCUCGGGAGGCGAAGUAAAAAGAGUCAAUCAAAGAGUUUCUUUCACUUGUCUGCCGUGUUUCUUCUAUGAAACAUACAACCAAAGCACCCUCGAGCCACGGGUAUUUUUUGCAAUGUUUAAGGAGGAAGCGAAAGUCACAGAGAGGCGACCCGAUAGAACGGGCAUAGCGGUAGAAUCCAAAUGCAGUCCAAAAUCUUACUGCUCGAAGUGUCCUCACUUGAAGAUUAGGCGUCUCUGGACCAUUCCAAUAUACGCCUUUUGCGCGCUGACAUC